AUGCCCAACGACUUCCUUCAAUCGUCACCUUCUGUGAACCUUGCCGAUCUGUUGAUGUACACCGGUUAUCCGGACGGCGAAGACAAAUCUCAUAACAACAAGGAGUCAAGAAAGUCGUCUUCGUCCACAAAAGAUCUGAAUCUGAAUUCUCCCCAACACCAACUGGCCAAUCCCAACCACACCAUCCCAUCCAUACCUCCUUCAGCCUCCAGAGUGAACGGCAGUUCCACUAACCUCUCCGGGUGGACUCCAUUGAUAUCGAAGACUUACUAUAACGACCUGAUUCUUCCAUUUACCACCACUCCGAACAAGUACACUUUGCCUCCUAACUUGUCCAACUCAGGCUCCAAGGAUGUGGAAUUCAUUGAUUAUGGUCAGGGCUUGACGUUAACCCCGUUCUUGUCACAUAAUCUUAACAUGGUUUCAACGUCUUCGCUCAACCACCAACUCAGUAACAUCACACCUUUUCACGACAAGACAUUGCAUCUAGCAGACUUUUUCAUGGACUCGCCUAUCAGACAGACACCUGGCAAGGACUUGGACACUAUCACGCCUUCCAAGUUCAAGAUCGAACACACCAUCAAAACUUCCAGCAUAAAAUCUCCCAUCUUCCAAGACCUUAAAAGCGCGCAAAAGAGGUCAAUCACUCAAGUAGACACUCCUCCCAGACAGCCUCACAAGUUGUCCAUUUCUACAAAGCCUUCUGUACAGAACAAUGACGAUUCCACAGACACAGAAGACAAAGAAGAAGAUGAUGAAGAAGAUGAUGACGAAGACAAAGAAAACCAGUCUCCAGAGAGAGAUGCCAAACUGAACAAGUACUACUUGCAAACACCUUCUAAAAAUGUCUUGAGCGAUUUAACCAACUUCGCAAAGACCCCUACCAAUGGCGUAUCUAAGGAUCCUAAGAACUUCCAGACUCCUGCAAAGCCUAUUCCAGCAUCAUCGCCUUCUACGGUGAUAGUAACAAAUUCCAAAACCUCACAAACACCUAUUAAUGACGAUGAAACUGACGAAGAAGACGAUGGCAAAGAAGUUAUCCAACCACCUAGCCCUACUCCUAAUAAAGAGUCUAAGGUAAGCGUGUUGAAAACUGUAGACAAUAUUGACGAUCUUAAGCCGGCUAUGGGUGUGUUUUCAGAAAAGAAGACGCUACCUGUGCCCAAGUCAAAGAACAAAAACAAGUCCAGUUCACACACUCGUAGUGGUAGCAAGUCUAACAUAAAACCGGAUGGAACUGUCAACAAUCGGUCCAAGAUGCAAGCGGGAAUGAACAAGUUCCAGAUCAUUUUCACUGAUGUACAUACACUAAUGAACAGUAAAAACAAGAAGAAGCCCUCUAAUUCCAACUUGACCCAAAAUCAAAAAUUGAAAAGAACCCAAUCGGCAAACGAGAGCAAAGUUCCGACCUCCGACGACUCCAAAAAUUUGAUUCGUUCGUCAACCGCACCUGUUGUUCCUUUUCAGAACCACUUGGUGCCGCAACAAAUGUCAUAUGGGGUUCCAGGACUUAACCAUGCGUCAUCCAAUGCUUCCAGUCAGGACCAUAAUCUUUCUAUAAACACAAGCAAAGAGCUCAGUAUGAUUUCUGGCGGAAGCAAUACCAGCAAUUUGAACAUGACAACUAAUACAGACCAUUCCUCGUUUGAGUUGGCAGGCCUAUCAUCUACACCCAAUGGAAAGUACUUCCUAGACAAAGUUUUUGAGAAACAGUCACCGCAAACACAGCAUUUGUUGAACCAAGUUGGUAACAACUUCAUGACGCACCAAGGUGCAAUGCCUCCUCCAAAUAAACAACAGCAUCCGCAACAUAUACAAAUGAUUCAUCCCCAGCAACAAUUGCAUCCCCAACAACAUCAGCAGCAACAACAGCAACAGCCAAUGAUGAUGAUGAUGAUGUCUACACCACAACAUCAUAAUGUUGUUAACUAUUCACCCCAACUCUAUGGCAAUGACAUGUCUCCCAGUGCCGAUAGCAGUUCCAACAACGAUAGCACUCAAAUGGGCUACCCAUACCAGAAUUACCAACCUUUCUCCAAAGACUUGAAUUCAACUCCCCAGAACUACUCCAUAAUCAAUUUGAACGGGCAAUCAGUGAUGAUGCCAGUGAUGAUGAACACGAAGUCCCGGCCAUUUACAGGAAUGAUGCAGUCAGAUGAGGACACAUCGCUACUCAAGAAUGAUUAG
Scheffersomyces stipitis CBS 6054 is the source of this 2187-nucleotide messenger RNA. RefSeq lists its product as uncharacterized. Bases 1 to 2187 code for a protein of 728 amino acids. The transcript has a single exon. The record is from RefSeq and is a predicted model, not a curated record. Lineage: Eukaryota; Fungi; Ascomycota; Pichiomycetes; Serinales; Debaryomycetaceae.